UUUUUUUUUUUUGGAAGAAAGAGAGGAUCUUGUAGAAGAGCUCACAGAUGAGCCAGCUUCCUUUGCCAGUGGCAAAGAGGUACGUGCUGCGGCUUUUCAUAUCGCUCAAAUACGUGACGGCCAAUGUCGUGGAUCGGCGGAGCGGGCGAGUGGUGGUGACGGCAUCUUCAGUGGAGAAGGCGCUCAAAGAAGGACUGGAGUGCGGCCGCACCUGCAAUGCCAAGGCGGCGGCGGCCGUCGGAGAAGUGCUCGCUAUGCGCCUCAAGGUUGAUGGCCUGGCUCAGGAACCGAUAUAUGCCGAUGCAGCCAAGGAGGUGGAGAAGAAGGGGUUCAAGAACCGCACCAAGGUCUGGGCCAUUCUCAAUGCCCUCCGCUCGCAUGGUGUCAAUCUCCACAUUGACCAGGACGACCAUGGCUCUCCUGCCUGCCCCUGAUGGAGAUUUUUGAGAAAUUCUUGCUUUAUCCAGCAACGGGGGGUGUUGGCAAGUUGAUGGAGAUCGUGUUCUCCAACGUAUAAUGCCGAGCCAGCUGCUUGUCAUCGUAGAGGGUGAGAAGCGAAGAGCCCCGGCUUCUCAUGUUCAUGAACGGCACCCUUUUGAUAAAAUGCUUGUGAGAUGUGGCAGGCAUCCUUUUAUGCAUUUUGUCGUGUAAUGAAACGAUUAGACCAGUUGCUGCUUUGGUUAAUGAAUGGUGUCCUUUUGAUGAAA
Phoenix dactylifera (date palm) is the source of this 707-nucleotide messenger RNA. RefSeq lists its product as uncharacterized. The record is from RefSeq and is a predicted model, not a curated record. Gene Ontology annotation, biological process: translation. Gene Ontology annotation, molecular function: 5S rRNA binding; structural constituent of ribosome. Lineage: Eukaryota; Viridiplantae; Streptophyta; Magnoliopsida; Arecales; Arecaceae. Gene Ontology annotation, cellular component: ribosome.